AUGAUGCUCCGCUCAACUGUGUGGCUAACACUAGCCACAGCGGUAUACUCAACCCCAUUAUCCCAAAGAGAAAUAGAAUCCUCAUCUCACUCGCCAACAGCCACACUCAGCCCAAGCAAUGGCAACACCAAAACAGUAUUCGUGGGCCGUACACUCCCCGAAUUCGACCAGGACUUAUUCCUAGGCAUCAAAUAUGCCGAUGAACCGAUUCGCUUCACGCCCGCAGAAUUGAAGUUGCAUUACGCAUCGAGCGAUAGUAAUUCCGGUGUCUAUGAUCUCGCCGCGGCAGGGUUGUCGUCUCAUUCCAACGCUGUUUAUUACAAUGCCACUGAGUAUGGAUAUGACUGUCCGGGGUACGGGUCCGAUACCACUAAUUUAGUGAAUAUGGGAUUGAUUCGGUUGAAUGAGGACUGUCUGAAUCUGAAUGUGAUCAGGCCCCAGAAUGCCGGAGGGUCCUUGCCGGUUAUGUUGUGGAUUUUUGGUGGUGGGUGGUCGCAGGGCGCUACUGCGGAUCCUAGGUAUAAUAUGAGCUACGUUGUCCAGCAGAGUGCGUUGAAUGGCAAGCCUGUGCUGGGUGUCUCGAUCAAUUAUCGUUUGUCGGCUUUUGGAUUCUUGGACUCGGAGGAAGUGAGGGCUGAGGGAAAUACCAAUCUCGCCCUUCGAGAUCAGCGUACUGCUAUGCACUGGGUGAAGAAGUAUAUUAAGGCUUUCGGUGGGGACCCGGAUCGAAUCACUAUUUGGGGAGAGUCUGCGGGAGCUUAUAGCGUGGGAGCACACCUUGUCACCAACAACGGCGAUAACGAGGGUCUUUUUAGAGCUGCAAUCAUGGAGUCUGGCAAUGCAGUAGGCCCACCUUACAACGGCACAGAAUGGCACCAGCCCAUGUACAAUCGAAUUGUCCAGAGAACAGGAUGUACCAACUCAACAAACACCCUCCAAUGUCUCCGCGACCUACCAUACGAGACUUUCUAUAACAACGCCUACGAGGGACUAGAAUGGUUCGCCACAAUAGACAACAUCUUCAUCUCACAGUAUCCGCGGAUAAGCUAUCACGAAGGCAAAUUCGCCAAAGUCCCCAUCCUGCUGGGCACGAACACAGAUGAGGGAACGAGUUUCGGGACAACAGGCACGAAUACAGAUGAAGAUUGCAUUGCCCAGUUAAUCUCGUCCAAACGCUGGGUUCUCACCCGCGACGAAGCCACCAAGCUGCUCGCAUAUUACCCCAACAUCCCGUUCCUCGGCUGUCCCUACGGCUGGGGCAAUGUAACCUGGCCAAAAAAUGGACUACAAUAUAAACGCUACGAAUCCAUGGCUGGUGAUAUCACCAUGGUAGCGCCCCGCCGUAUGCUAGCACAGGCCAUGUCUCGUUUUGAAGAUCAUGUUUAUUCGUAUCGAUGGGAUGUUGCAGCGCUGAAUACUUCGACGACGAUUGGAGUUCAACAUUUUGCGGAGAUUCCUUUCGUCUUCGCAAAUCCAGUCCAGAACAUCACAGAGUUAGGAUCUGACCCUGCGCGACUGGAACUUGGAAAAAUGGCAGCUCGCAUGUGGACGUCUUUUGUAACUGAUUUGGAUCCGAACGGGCAUGGAGUACCACAUAUCCCUCAAUGGCCCCGCUAUUCGUCCAAAGCUACAAACUUUGUCUUCCGGCUUCCUCGAAAUGAAGGCUAUGUGGAAGCUGAUACUUAUCGGGGGUCGGGAAUGGGCUAUAUCAAUAGUAUUGCGCGAUAA
Penicillium daleae is the source of this 1728-nucleotide messenger RNA. RefSeq names its product putative triacylglycerol lipase (LipA). NCBI's taxonomy places the organism in Eukaryota, Fungi, Ascomycota, Eurotiomycetes, Eurotiales, Aspergillaceae. Bases 1 to 1728 code for a protein of 575 amino acids. The record is from RefSeq and is a predicted model, not a curated record. The transcript is spliced from 9 exons.